Drosophila miranda is the source of this 3805-nucleotide messenger RNA. RefSeq names its product zinc finger protein 271-like. The record is from RefSeq and is a predicted model, not a curated record. The transcript is spliced from 11 exons. NCBI's taxonomy places the organism in Eukaryota, Metazoa, Arthropoda, Insecta, Diptera, Drosophilidae. Gene Ontology annotation, cellular component: nucleus. Bases 881 to 2197 code for a protein of 438 amino acids.
AACGCAAAACAUAAAUUUUUUGAAUGUUUGCAAUCAAAAUUUUAGAAAAUCAAUCGAAACGGAUCUGUAAUUUGUACCCAAAGUAUCUCUGCGUCGGUUAAUUGACAACACGAUCAACAUAGAAAGAAAUUUAUUUUUUACCGAAACGUACCAAAAGAUAUACGAGUCUGUAUAUAUGAACGAAUUAUGAAAUAUGAAUAUACAUACAUAAUCUACUAUGCAACGUUAAUUAAAUGUGCGGAAGACGUUUUAGCAACAAGUUGAGAUGCUACCUGAAUUUACAAUACAUACAAACAUCAAGUCGAAACUGAGCAACUAUUCUAUCUUAGUUUGUGUUAAGUCACGAAUGCAUUUGUGUGCGUGUAGCCCGCCUGCGGAAGCAUAGUAGCAAUGGUACAGGUGCACACAUUCGUGUGUGUACUCGUAUUGCUUGAGUAUGAAUACAAGUAUAAGAGAGUAUGCGAGACGAGUUUGUCUGAGAUCAAUUGAUAGCCAUAGCAUUGUGUAAUGUUGAUCUUGUUUUGGUACCGUAGUGGAGCAUUGAGUUAAAUGAGCCCAGCUCUUAGCUAUGCUGGUUGGCUUGUUUGACGGCAACUUCGUGUGCCUAUGUAUAUGUGAACGUCUUUCUGUUGUUUGAAUGGUAUCAGCAUUGCAGGUGUUUGCAGUCUGCCUUUUAGAAGGUCAUGGUUAAUACAAGCCAUCCUGACCAUGCAGUAGUUGUUGAGCAUUGAAUGAAAUGUGUUCAUAAAGUUCCGCACAAAAUUGAAGAAGUAAUAGUUUAUUAACUUAUAAAGUGUUCCAAUUAUUUUUACAUUUGUCAAGCAUAUGCGGACCAAACUGUUUAAAUUGCACCAUAAAUAAGAACCUAAUAUUUAAAGAAAUGGAAACCUGCGUUCUUAUACCAAAGGAGUUCGCAUUAGUUACAACAUCAUUGACACCCUUUAAUGGAUCAGGAGUAGCCGUAUAUUCAAUAACUGAUAUCAAGGAGGGAUCAUUAUUCUACCCGUUCCAAGGAACAGUUCGAACCGAUAAAUUAGAUACGUUAAAAGAUAUUGAAAACAACGAUUCUCGAUAUAAAUUUGGGUUAUAUGAUGAAGUUUCAUACAAAUACGGAAAACGAGUACAUCACUGUAACUGGAUAAGAUUCCUUACAGUUUCCUCUUCAUAUGAUUCCAACGUAAAUCUUAUCUGCACAAAGGUCAAGGGCGAUCCUAUGUAUGAGGUAGUUAAAGCAAUUAUGAUACAUCAAGAAUUGGUAGUAUACUAUUUGCCAGAACGGCCGGAACAGAGUAUUGUUACACAUUUACACUCAAUAUUGUAUAGAAAAGCAAUGGAAUCCUUUGUAAAAGACACUCCACUGGAUUUAUCAUUAUCAUUAAUGUAUAGAUUACCAAAUUUACCGCUUUCUCCUCCAGCAAGUGAAGACGAACAUAAGACAGUUUUAGGCAAUUAUUCAGCUAUUAAUAAUUACAUAUAUCAGACACCAAAAAGACGAGCUAUGAGAAAUGAGCGGUCUCUGUUACCCUGUGACGUUUGUAAUAAGUCCUUCGAUCGACCGAGUCUUUUAAAAAGACAUAUGAGGACACAUACAGGCGAAAAACCACACGAAUGUUUGGUAUGCGGCAAAGGAUUUAGCACAUCAAGUUCUCUUAAUACGCAUAGAAGAAUUCAUUCAGGAGAAAAGCCUCACGAAUGUCAAGUAUGCGGAAAAAGGUUCACAGCGAGCAGUAAUCUAUAUUAUCACAGAAUGACCCAUAUAAAGGAAAAACCACAUAAAUGUAAUUUGUGCUCGAAAUCAUUUCCCACACCCGGAGACUUAAAAGCUCAUAUGUAUGUGCACAGUGGCUCUUGGCCUUACAAGUGCUCAAUUUGCCACCGCGGAUUUUCCAAGCAAACUAAUCUAAAGAAUCAUUUAUUUCUACAUACCGGUGACAAGCCGCAUGGUUGCCCGAUAUGUAGCAAAAAAUUUGCACUGGCGUGUAAUUUAAGAGCCCAUAUGAAGACUCAUGAAGGGUAUCUUCAACCGGAUUACACUAAAGAAUGCCUUCGAUGUGCAAGCAAUAGUAUUAAUAUGGACAGAAAAUACUGUAAGGGAUGUACUUCUAUAAAUUGUUCCACAAAUGAUAUUGACAAUUCUUUGGUGGAUAGAGAAGCUAUUACAAAGGAAGACUUUGAUACUUUUUUCUUGCAAAUUUAGUGACUGAUUUAUCGAGUGACAUUUUUAAUGUCUACCUUUUAAGUUGUGAUAAUAAUUUAAAAGAAAAUAUGUUCAAUACUUUUUUUAGGUUUUUUUGUUACAUAGAAAUUUACAGUAAGUUAAGAAAUAUUUACGGCGAUCAAUUUCUUAUUUCUCAUUUACGGAGGUUCCAAGCGACAGGUUUGGGUUAGAAAAUAUGUAUAUAUUAAUCAUAGCUCGCAAAUAACUGUUGUCCGUUUUUUUCCUUACGCUCUGCUCGCGAGAACAACAGAUAAAAAGCACGCACCCUCGUUCUCUCUCUGAGCAGCAGACUUCGUUUCUUUUCAUUUCGGCUUUCUAUUGAGCGCUUUACGAUGAUCGUUCGCGAGACGGUCUCUUACCGAACAUCGCCCAAAGAGAGAUACGAGUGACGCUUGCACAGAGAUACUCACUAAAAGACCGAUUGACUGUCUUUUCGAUGCACAGUGGAAAUUAAUAGUUUUCUUUUUAAUUAAUUUAUUUUGAGUUAAGCUUAACAACUAAAAGUGAGUUUAAGUUUUCUUUGUUUCUUUACAACUUUAAUUUCGGCAUCUUAAUCGCUGUCGCACUCUCUAAAUAUUUCACCAUGUUUACAUAAAAACCGAAACCUAGUUCAUAUGUUCUAAAUAAUAUAAAUAAAGGUUUAUAAUUUUGGUUAAGCUUUUAAAGUUUUAGAUGUAAGUUACUAAGAACAUAUAUUUUUAUAUAUUUAUUUACUAUAUAUAAAAAGGAUCCUUGCAAUCAGCAGUGAGUUUCGCGUUGAUAUCAUUUAAGGAAAGCCCUAGUCAAACCUACUUUUAUACGAAAUAUUGUCAACCAGCUAAGUUACGGUUAUAAGUCGCUGCUAAAUAGAAUUCUAAAUGCUAAAUGAAAAAUAAAAACUAUGUACAGCCAUGCUCCAGUUAUAACAAAUCGUAAAAAGUUACGAAUUGACUGUCAUAUCGCAAAACUAAGUGCUUCAGUUUUCUCAGAAAACUCAGAAUCCUACGAUUCGACACGGUUUCAAAGGAGCUUCCGAUUUCAAAAAUGAAUUACACAGAGCAUAUAAAUAUUAAUUUUUAUGAGCGGGAACAAAUAUAUAAUCUUAUUUGCUAAAGUUGUAACUUUAUAUUUAUACAUUUGGACUUUUAAUAAAUUUAUUUAUAAAUACGCUAAUAGGCUAAUAGGCUCUGUACACUGAGCAUAUCCAAGAGGAACGGUGGGAUUUUUUUUGCCCGAUUCACAAUGUCACCAUCCACCAUCUAUUAUCCGUCAAAAAUCAGCUGAUGAGAAUAUAAUGAUAAAGUUUUGGUCUGAGCUGUGAAAUUUUAAAAAUUUUAAAUAUGUAAAUUGGCUAUUUUAUUGGCUUUAAUAAAACAGUCCAUAUAUUUACAAUUAACGUUACUCUUUGGACUCCCUUAAAAAUUGCAGCACCUCUAUUUGGAAGUGAGUUUGGUCUUGACUGCUCGCAAUUUGCUAGAGUAUCUCUCGCUUUGUUUCCUGGUGCUGUAAUUCUGUAAUUUCCUGUAAUUUAUGCUGCUCCAUCUGGACUUCAAGAAUUUCCGAACAAUCUCCUCCAGAUUUUCCAGUUUAAUCCGCUUUGGUGCGGUG